Messenger RNA from Sturnus vulgaris (Common starling), 3736 nucleotides. It is a transcript of the gene BEST3, whose product is annotated as bestrophin 3. Gene Ontology annotation, molecular function: chloride channel activity. The record is from RefSeq and is a predicted model, not a curated record. Lineage: Eukaryota; Metazoa; Chordata; Aves; Passeriformes; Sturnidae.
CAGCAGCAACCCCUUGCUUCAGGUUAAGGGAAGAGCAAGGUGAUUAUUGUGGAUCUGAAGGGGACUUGAUUUAGGACGUCUGAGAAAGAGGAAGGGUCCAGGAUUUGCCUUCGGGCUUGGAUUGCUGAAUCAAAAUAGCAGGCCCAGCCUGCCACGACGAUGACAGUCACUUAUUCCAGCAAAGUAGCAAAUGCCACUUUCUUUGGAUUUCACAGAUUACUCCUAAGGUGGAAAGGCAGCAUCUACAAAUUGCUGUACAGAGAAUUUAUUGUUUUUGCUACUCUUUACACAGCGAUAAGUGUAUUAUACAGAUUUUUUCUUACAGGUAGCCAAAAACGUUUCUUUGAAAAACUAUCAAUUUAUUGUGACAGAUAUGCUGAACAAAUCCCAGUAACUUUUGUGCUUGGUUUCUAUGUUACUUUGGUGGUGAAUCGCUGGUGGAACCAGUUUGUGAAUUUGCCGUGGCCAGACCGUCUGAUGUUGCUCAUCUCCAGCUGUGUGCAGGGCAGAGAUGAGUACGGGCGCUUGCUGAGGAGGACUCUCAUGCGUUAUGUGAAUUUAACAUCUCUGCUCAUCUUUCGCUCUGUCAGCACAGCUGUGUACAAAAGGUUCCCCACCAUGGACCAUGUGGUAGGAGCAGGUUUUAUGACAAAAUAUGAAAGAAAACUUUUUGAUGACCUUAAGUCUCCCCACCUGAAAUACUGGGUUCCAUUUGUCUGGUUCGGAAAUUUGGCAUCAAAGGCACGAAAAGAGGGAAGAAUUCGAGAUAGUGUGGAUCUGCAGACAUUGAUGAAUGAGAUGAAUAAGUACCGGUCUUGGUGUAGCCUUUUGUUUGGUUAUGACUGGGUUGGAAUUCCACUGGUCUAUACCCAGGUUGUUACUCUUGCAGUCUAUACUUUUUUCUUUGCCUGCCUGAUAGGGCGUCAAUUUUUGGAUACUGACCAAGGGUAUCAGGGACACGACUUAGAUAUUUACAUUCCAAUCUUCACACUGCUGCAGUUCUUCUUCUACGCAGGAUGGCUCAAGGUCGCUGAACAGCUCAUUAAUCCGUUUGGAGAAGAUGAUGAUGAUUUUGAAACCAACUGGUGCAUCGACAGAAAUUUACAGGUUUCACUUCUGGCAGUGGAUGAGAUGCACAUGAACUUGCCAAGGAUGGAGAAAGAUAUUUACUGGAAUGAUACCUCUGCCCGGCCACCUUACACAAAAGCAGCUGCUGAUUACUGUAUUCCUUCAUUUCUUGGAUCGACUAUUGAAAUGGGGCUGGCUGAUACUGAAUUCCUCUAUGGGGAAGAGUGGCCUUGGGAAGAGGAGAAACACCAGAGACAGCAUUCGGUUUUGAGAAGAGUCAAGAGGUUUCUCAGUGUCCAUGAGGGCCCUUCAUACCCAACUCACCAGCGCUACAGUCGGCAGACGAGUGAGAAUUCCGUGUUUUUCCCAGCAGAUGAAAAGGGGCACAUCAGACGGCUGCAGGAAAUGCACACAAGAGGGAGGCACUCUACCUCAAGCUUCAAGAAGAAAUAUGAAGGAGUUAGCAGAAGUAACAAACUUCAUAGUAGCCGAGAGCUAGGACCCAUAACAGAAACAUCAAGGAACGAGGCACAGUUUGAUGACAGUGACACCUCAUCUGAGACAACCAAGCCAGUUCCUGAGGUCAUCGUUUCUGAAGCCCAGGAGAUUGAACCUGAUGUGCCAACAGAGCGCUCCUCAAGCGUGCCAGAAGAGAAGCUCCAAAGGAUCUUAGCUGAGGCAAACGUGGCUCUUCUGAACCAACCCUUUUUCCCCCCAGAAAUGACUCCAUACUUCUCAAGUUCAGAGGUGCAUCAGUCACUUCCUAGUGUGAUAGGAGAGCCCAAACAUGAGCCCCAGGUUAGUAACAUAGCUGGUCUCAUAACAGAUCAGGAGAGAAACCUUCAGCGAUGGAGUUUACCAAGCUUCCAUAGUCCUAGUACAGCAUCAAAUGCUGAUGCUGCAUCACCUUCAACAGAUUCUGGGACAACUUCACAGCAAAGGACAUUCAGUGAUGGGAAAAACGUUACUUCUGCUUCUGCUCCACAAACAUUGGAGAUGCAGGACUUAUGGGAAAACCUAGGCAGUAAAGAAACAGCCAUAGUAGACUUUUCUAAUGAGGAGAGUGGAAGAAAACUCUGACCAUUCUUCCUCUGGGUUUGACUGAACUUCUUGUCUUCUCUUGAACAUGGUUCUCACACAAAUUUGCUGAAAGUGCUGAAGGGCAGACUCAAUACUCAGACAAGUCAUGAACAAGAUCCAGCAGAGGAUUUGGGCACCUAAAUAGGUGUCAUUGUGGUGACAUACUUUAAGAUACUUGGUCACUGACUUGAAAUCUGUGACCCUGUGGGAAAUACAUUUACAGGGAGAACUGGGAGCCUCAGGAUGUAUAUGGCAGUGAACUGUGUAGACAUUACUAGAGGAAACACUAAGGUUAUCAGAAGAGUGGGUUGGAUAUACACUGAACUCUGCUGCCUUUGUCUGCUCCAACAGCUUAAGGUGCAUGACAUCCCUGUAAGAUCUACCAACAGUUUUGGUUUCUACUCAAGUGGCUCAAAGGCAAGAUGUGGGCUUAAUUCCUUUCUCAGUUUGGAGAGAUUCAGCCCACCAUCUCUCACUGCCUGGAGGAACACGUGAAAAAUCAGGCCCCUCAUUUGUGUAGGACAGUAUUCUGCCCCACUCCUGACGAAGCUAUGCCACUAAAGAGUAGAAAAAAUAAAAGGAUUAAAUGUUUCAUUUAAUUUUAAGAAAUGGAAGGUGCAAAACAGCUGAUGAGCUGAGCAUGGGAUGUUUUGGAGCACAUAUGUGGCAUACCCGGUGACAGUUUACUGUAAAAUGAGGCUCCCAGGUGGCCUCCCUAGUGAUGACAGGGCUGCAGCACACUCUCAAGAGGUGAUGGAGCUGCAGGUGCAACUAAGCUUAGGGCUCCACUCUUGUGGAGGUCUUCAGCUGGAAGUGCACAGACUGUAGUCAUCCCAGGUAGACAACAAAGUGGCCCAUGACUCCUACCAAAACUGUCCUCUACUUCCUAAACCUCUCCCCCAUUCCAGGAAAGCAGCCACAGCUACUUGGAUUUAGCUCUCACCCACCUUUAUAAAAGUGCAGUCUGGAGAGUGUUGCCCACAUUCUCCCAUCAGUGAGUAUCCAAGUAGAGGACAGACAAGGUAGCUCAGGGACUGAAAGAACAGACAGAGGGGGGGACUGAAAGUUCUGAGUCUGCAACAACCAGCAAAAGCAGCAUGGACUGCAUGGACACCAAGUCCACCCUUGCUCAGAAGGCUGCAUUUCAGAAAACAAACCAGCCUCUCUACCAUGGUAACUGGUAACACCAGUGGCCCCUGGGAGACUUCAGGACUCCCUGAACCUGGGAAGGGAAUGAACAGACCUGCCUGAUCCUGCUCCUACAGCCAAUAAUUUAGGUGAGGAUCCCUUCCAGCCAGUAUCACGUCCAGCAGGACUCGAUCUCAUCUGGGUAGGCUUUGAACAAAAAUCAACUCCCCUCCCCACUUGUACUUCUUUCAGCUUUAUUUCGUCUGGAAAUUGGCUCCUGCUGCUGUUAUCAGGCAGGGUCUGAGCAGAGCCACACCCUCAAAUCCUCCAAAGACACUAAACAACAACACAUGUAUCCCAUCAGUUUAGGAAGAAGAGGACACUUGGCCCAAGGAAGCACUGUUUAAAUUCAUAUUAUGUGAAUUCGAGUUAUGCAGGGAAGCCAAGCACAGAUUUUCCA